AUGAUGGCCCGGGGCGCAGACGACGAAACGCCGCACACGCGCUCCCCAGGUGGGACCCGUCGACCCUCCCGGCCCGACACCUGCACGCACGUCCCGGCUUCGUCCACACUCGGCGCGCUUGUCCCGACGCGCGUACUCUUCCGCAGAGCCCGCCCCCUGCCUCACACACGGACUCCUUUUUUUCCUUCCUUCCCCCGCCACCUCACACGGACCGAUACUGGGGGGUGGGCGAGCCCUGGGACCCCUCCCAGCCCCGGCGAGGGUGCCGUGGAAGCGAUCCUCCCGACGCGGGCUCGGGGCGGGGAAUGGGGCGGCGCGGAGUCUAUUCCCACUGCAUUGGAGGAACGAUUCAGGCAGGCUUUGGAUUCACCAGCGUCAGACGUCAUUGGUAGGGGUCAGGAAGCACAAGGAAGCAUUCCGAGAAUCUGCGGUAAACAAAGUAGAAGAUUAUCACUGCAUGUUUGUGUGUGUUUAAUUCUAGAUAUUUGUAGAGCCAUUGAAUUGUUGGAAAAACUACAAAGAAGUGGGGAAGUACCACCUCAGAAACUUCAGGCUCUGCAGAGGGUCCUUCAAAGUGAGUUCUGCAAUGCUGUGAGAGAGGUCUAUGAGCAUGUCUAUGAGACUGUGGACAUCAGUAGCAGUCCUGAAGUGAGAGCUAAUGCGACUGCAAAGGCUACUGUUGCUGCAUUUGCUGCCAGCGAAGGACAUUCUCAUCCUCGAGUGGUUGAGCUACCAAAAACAGAAGAGGGCCUUGGAUUCAAUAUUAUGGGAGGCAAAGAACAGAAUUCUCCAAUCUAUAUAUCGCGCAUAAUUCCAGGUGGAAUUGCUGAUCGACAUGGGGGCCUCAAACGAGGAGACCAACUCCUUUCUGUUAAUGGAGUGAGUGUUGAAGGAGAACAUCAUGAAAAGGCCGUAGAACUGCUGAAGGCCGCUCAAGGCAAGGUCAAGUUGGUAGUGCGAUACACACCCAAAGUCCUAGAAGAAAUGGAGUCCCGCUUUGAAAAAAUGAGAUCAGCAAAGCGCAGGCAACAGACCUAAUCCUGCUCAAGACUGGAUAUUUCAUUGUGCUUUAUAGCUAGAGAAGUUUUACUUGUGACCUACUGAUGGCCGCAAUGCGAAUGAUUGUAAAACACAAACAGAUUUCCCGUGAAAUUCUCCUUGCCAUUUUAUAAAUGCCUAUUUUAACAUCCUUUAUGGUUCCAGAGAUGCAUACACUUUUUUCUGAUAAGAAAAAGCAAAAGGUGAUGAGGGCAAUUCUGUCCUGCUGUUUUUACAGGCCUUUUUCAAAUGCAGAUUUUGUCAUAAAAUUGUUACAGAUUUUUUAAAAUAAUUUUUUAAUAUUAAAAUGUACUUUUACAUUCUUAAUCUUUUUUUAAAAAAAUUUUUCUUCAUUUGGCUGCUUAUUUAAAAGUAACAGUUUCUCCUUUUUUUUUGUUUGCUUACUCUGUUUUUUAAUCUGUGAAAUUUCUUUACAGUUUUCCAAGAAAUUAAACAUAACAGUCAUUCAUUACAGCAGUUCAUUACACUAUCAAUGUGACAUCUUGCUGCGUUUUGUACUUUGAACACAUAAUAUAUAUAAUCAGUGGUAAAUCAUAACUCAGCACAGUGGACUUUUUUUUACUUUUAUUUAAGCAUAAUGUAUAAUGGGUAUUCAUUUAUACUGAUUUGUAAAAGUAAGUUUUUAGACACUGAAACAAUCGUUGCUAAAAUAUGUAUUCUUAAUAUUUGAGCGUUGAGGCAAAAGGAUGUAAUUUGAUUGUUAGCAUUAUUGAUUACAUCCCUUUCUAUUUAUAUUUAUAAAUUUUAAGUGCAAAACAGCUUCAGAGUUCAUCUUUGCAAAUCUUUUAAUGCUAUUCAUUUUUAUUUAAAUACACAGCAUUGCUUAUUUUUGUUCCAUCCAUUCCUAGAGAUGAACCCAUUACUUUGUGGAAAAUAGCAGAAGCAAAGAAGAGAAAGCUAUACCUUUUCCCUAACUAGCUUCAAGUACACAUUCUUAUUAGCUCAGUUUAAAGAAUUGACUUUAAAUAGAAGAGAGGAUAUAUUUAAGAAAUGUAGGAAUCAGGAGGUGAUUUAUUCAUAAGAAUCUGUAGAGUCUGUCAAAAUAAAUAGGAACUCACAUGAAAAUGGUUGGCUUUAGAGAUGCAGUCUUUGUUUACGAUUUAAAUGUAGUGGGAAUUUUGAGAGAGAUUUUAUUUCAUUCGUCCACUGGAUGUCGGUACCUUACUAAAAGGCAGCUAUCAGUGUGUGACUGUCACUGAGGUUUUCUUAAAGACUGGAAUUAGAGCUGAGUUUCAUUUUCAGUCACAACUUAGAAGGAAUAUUCGUUCUUUAAAAAAAAGUGACAUGUUCAAAAGAAGAUAAUGGAGUUAAACAUAUAAGGAACUUGGCAUAAUUAUCGACCCUGUAAAAAAGUGGGCAUUCUGUAACAUUCCUUCUGGAAGAAUAGAAAUGUAUGCUUUUCUUCUGCAUGUUUGUGAGCACUGUGAGUCUUAGAAGAUUAUUCCAGUUUUCAAUGAUUUUUCAAAAUAAAAGUCAAUCAGCAUUGUUAUUUAUCAUUUAGGUAUUGAACACUGGAUUGCAUGGUUGAAUGUGUCUUUAAUCCACUACAAAAUGUGCUUGUUAUCGAUAGGAUCAUGUUGUUAGAUUGUAUAUUUUCAAAAUUAAUGAUUUUUAAAUGUUGAGACCAAAGUAGUGUAGAAGUAUGGAGUUAUUUUAAUUUAAUUGUAAAAUUAUUAGAGGUGUUUGUUGUAGAGCUUUAUAUAUUACAGAGAGGUAUUGGUGCAUAUACAAACAGUAAUAUUAUUGUUAUGCUUGUAUUCUUGAAUUUCAGGGCAAGUAAACCCUGAAGGAAUCUUAUUUUAGUAUGGCUGCAACUGCAAUAGCUUUUAAGGACAUAUCAACAUUUCAUAAUAAAUUAUAGCUUCCUUGUUCGGUGUCUCAGCUGUUUCAGAACUUUCAGCCAAGUUAAAUCUCUUUUGCUGUUAAAACUUAGUAAGUUGAGUAAGCUGUUUUUUUUCUUCUGCAAUAAGUAACCCACAAUCUGUUCUUUGUGUGGGUUGACACCUAUUUAUAAUUUUAAAAGAUAGCUUAAAGGAGCCAAAUACAGGAGUUUUGCUACUGUGGAGUAGCAGUAGUUUGUUGUCAUUAAUGCCGUUUUUGUAGUGUAUCCCAGAAUUUUAGAUUAUGACCAAGGAAAGACACAGUCAUUCAGUGGCAGAGGUGUACGGUAGUGGUCUAGACAGUAAUGUGGUGAGGAGGUGAAGGGAAUUUUCGCUCGGAGAUGGGUGAAUCAUGAAUAAAGCUAGUCAUAUAGUAAGUAUAUCCUAGAUGUUUGAUUUAUAAAUUACAAAUAUAAAUUAUCUUCCCCUCCCCAAUUUCUGUUUAUUUUCUUGGUAUUUCAAAAUGGGAUGAGGCAGUGAUUUGCAACCUUAGCUGCAUAUUAGAAUGCCCUGCAGAGCUUUAAAAAAUAUUGAUACCUGGGUCUCAUCCCGUGACAACUAAAUCAGAAUCACUUAUUUUUAAAGCUUUUUAGGUGGUUCUAACAGACACCCAGGGUUGAGAACCGCUAGUUUUCCCCAUUAUAAAGUUACCCAGUGACACUGGGAGUGUCAGAAUAGAGUAAGUAAUUCAGUUUGCAGCUACUUAACGAUUGAUCAUAUUCUCGAGGAGGAAAAGCUACUUGGCAUUCCUUAUUUGAAAAGUAAUGACAGUCUACCUUUUUUAAAAAAUAAUAACUACCUGUAGAAGUGUAAACUUUUCAUGUCUGUUACCUUUCUGCCCCCUUUGCCUUUAAAACUUACAUAAAUGUUUGUCAUUGGAGAAAGCAUGUUUAAAAAUUGCGGAUGAGAAAUGUUGUGAAUAGUGAUGUGCUGUCUUCCUGUGGCCACAUCACCCAUCGGUCUGACACUAGAUUACAGCAGCUGACUUCUUCAGGAUCUGAUUCAGAUGGGUUUUGAAAAUAUUUUAAAAAUAUCUCUGUCCUCAAUUUAAAUUAUUUUUCGCAAGUACUUGAGUUUGGCUCAAGUACUCUGUUUACAACUAAAGUGGAUAUCACAGCAUUUAAUAGAAGAAAUGGUUAUGGCUUAUCUGAAAAGAUUGUCAGCAUGACUUGGUGUAGACUUAAAAGAAUAAAUGUGAAUAUUUUAUAAUGUGGAAUGAUCAUUGAAAUAUCAAGGACUCUAGUAAUUGUAUUUCUUGAAUAAAUGGAUGUCUUUGAAUUUUCUCACAAUUUGUUGUGUCCUCUGCCGACAGUCUGUUUUUAUGGUUUUUAUUGUCUAAAAUUCACUAGUGGUGCUUUUUUAAAGAUUGCCAUUAUGGUUAGUAUGGUUAGAUAGUGGGGGAAAAAAUUACUUGCUGACUAAUUUUCAAGAACUUUCAAACUAAUUUGUAUCAACAUAGUUUUUUAAAAUACUAGUAAAUGGUAUGCUACUUUUUUAGUCUGUGAUAAAUGUGAUAUCCAAAAUGGAUGUAAAAUAACACUUUUUCAAUAGUUGACUCCAUUUAUCAAUUUAAUUCUGCUUUUAAGGUGUAUUUAAUAUAAAUUUGUAUGAGUUAUGUCCUUGUUCUUUGGAUUUGAAAAAAAAUGGAUAGAACUACAUAGUAUGUUUCUGAAAGCUAUGUAUAAAAUAACUUACAUAAGGCAAAAGCAUAAUUUGUGGUGGCUGCUGAAAUGAAAUUUCAAAUUUCUAUAUUUUGGUUUGUCUUUCAUAAAAUUUAACUGAAGAAAA
Messenger RNA from Carlito syrichta (Philippine tarsier), 4727 nucleotides. Its product is annotated as protein lin-7 homolog C. The record is from RefSeq and is a predicted model, not a curated record. The coding region runs from base 1 to 1038 and encodes 345 amino acids. Gene Ontology annotation, cellular component: MPP7-DLG1-LIN7 complex; cell-cell junction; synapse. Gene Ontology annotation, biological process: maintenance of epithelial cell apical/basal polarity; neurotransmitter secretion; protein localization to basolateral plasma membrane. The transcript has 7 exons. Gene Ontology annotation, molecular function: L27 domain binding. Lineage: Eukaryota; Metazoa; Chordata; Mammalia; Primates; Tarsiidae.